AAUAACAUAGAGUAGAACAGAGACAGGAAAUAGAGGGUCUUGGGGUAAUGAGUUCCAGCCACACUCGAAUCAGAGAGCUCGGGAAGGCAUUACUUGAGAAUAGUUUCUCUAUGACUGCCUGGCAAUUUUUAGCUUGUUAUUUUACCAUUAAAAGAGAACACUCUUGCUGCAGAUUUCAACUGUGCUACAGAAGCUCCCCCCACUUCCAGAGACCAUCUGGCAUUAUGCAUCUCUUGAAGCCUUUUGAAUGAUAUUACUGCCUGUUGAUGACUGAUCUCUACUUUUUGAAAAAGAAAAAACCAGAUGCUUUGAGCUAGGGAGGUGAGGGAAGGCAGUCUGAAGUUUAUACAGUUGUAGUAUAUACACCCAGUGGAAGCGUGUAGAAUAAGCCUGCGGGACAAUUUUCAUAUGCAACUAUUCAGCUUGCUGGAAGAAGGGAAAGACAAGAUGAGAGCAAGAAUGAUUGUGGUUCUCCAGAACGAAGCUGUGAUUGCUCCGAACCCAGGGAAAUACAAUUGCUGAAAUGGGACCAAAGCAUGGAUAGUGAGAUUGAUAUUUACAAACACUUCACGUGGCUAAAGAGGUCCCAGGUGAGUCACCAUACUUCUGCCAGUAAUGAAACUUAUCAAGAACGCCUGACGAGAUUAGAAGGUGAUAAAGAAUCUCUCAUAUUACAGGUGAGUGUCCUCACAGAUCAAGUGGAAGCCCAAGGAGAAAAAAUCAGAGACCUAGAAGUUUGCCUUGAAGGGCACCAGCUGAAGCUUAAUGCUACUGAAGAAAUGCUUCAACAGGAACUGCUAAGUCGGACGCAGCUUGAGACACAGAAAUUGGAUCUAAUGGCAGAGGUGUCAGACCUCAAGAUUAAGCUGGUUGGAAUGGAGAAGGAACAGAGCGAGUAUGAGGAGAAGCAGAACAAAGCUGAGAAUUUGUUACAAGAACUGAAACAUCUAAAAAUUAAAGUUGAAGAGCUGGAAAAUGAAAGGACUCAGUAUGAAUGGAAAUUGAAAGCAACUAAAGCUGAAAUAGCACAACUUCAGGAACAAUUAGCACUAAAAGACUCAGAAAUUGAACGACUACAGAGUCAAAUCUCGAGGACAUCAUCAAAUAAUGAAAUUGCAGAAAGAGAGGAAGUGUAUAGGAGAAGGCUAAAAGAAAAACAUCAAGAGGUACAACGUUUGAAAGUGGGAAUGGAAUCAUUACUAGCUGCAAAUGAAGAAAAGGAUCGUCGGAUAGAAGAGUUAACUGUUUUGCUGAGCCAGUACCGAAGGGUGAAAGAGAUCAUGAUAGCAGUACAAGGAACAUCGGAAAGAGUUUUAUCUGUUAGCAGUGAUGAUGAUCUUGAGGCAACUUUAAGAAAAUGGAGUCCAAUUAAUAAGGCGCAAAUGGAAAACUUUAAACCAGAGGUAUUUCCAUGGGAAAUGACCCCAUCUACACUGUUUCCACCACCACAGAAAGUACUGGAAAUCAGUGGAAGCUCUCCAGUUUCUGAAAAUAAAUUUUCAACAAAUGGAGAAAGCCUGGAAUUCCAAAAUAGGGUGCCACAUAAAAAAAUAUCAAGUAGUCUAGAAGACUUGCAAAGUGAAUCCUUGGAAAAGCAUGUAGAUGUGAAACCAAUAGAACGUGAUGUAGAGAAAGAGAAUAAGCCACAGGUGAAAGGCAACAAGUACCAAACUUUGCCGGGGAAACUAUUUCGACAAGCACACAAUGGUGAUAAUGGGCUAUGCAACACACCUGGUUCCCCCAAUACAUGUCGUGUGAAUGGGAAUGAGGACAAUGGCAUGCAGAGCCUGAAUCGCAUCAGGAGUGUCAGUGCACCAGUCUUAGGAGACUCUGACAAUAUGGAUGGAACGAUGACUUCAGAAGACCUUUCCCCCUUGUCAUCUGGAACAGAAUCUGGUGCACAGUCUCCAUUAACCCCGGAAAAUAAAAGAAGCCCAAAGGGAAUAAAGAAAAUAUGGGGAAAAAUACGCAGGACUCAGUCUGGCAAUUUUCCUGGAGAUGACCUAGGCUUGGCUGAAUUUCGAAGAGGUGGCCUCCGGGCAACAGCUGGACCUCGACUGUCUCGAUCAAAGGACACCAAGGGGCAGAAGAAUGAUCAUAAUGCUCCGUUCUCCCAAUGGGGCACUGAACGUGUGUGUAGCUGGCUUGAGGACUAUGGUCUUGGUCAGUAUGUCAUUUUUGCACGGCAGUGGGUCGCAUCUGGCCACACACUUUUAACAGCAACACCUCAGGACAUGGAAAAGGAACUAGGAAUAAAGCAUCCUUUACACAGGAAGAAAUUGGUUCUAGCAGUUAAAGCUAUAAAUACAAAACAAGAUGAUAAGUCUGCACAGCUAGAUCACAUCUGGGUGACCCGAUGGCUUGAUGAUAUUGGCUUACCUCAAUACAAAGAUCAGUUUUAUGAAUCAAGAGUUGAUGGCAGAAUGCUACAAUACCUCACUGUGAACGACCUUCUCUUUCUCAAAGUCACAAGCCAGCUUCAUCAUCUCAGUAUUAAGUGUGCCAUUCAUGUGCUGCACGUGAACAAUUUCAACCCUCACUGCCUGCGUAGGAGGCCAGCUGAUGAGAAUAACAUUUCCCCCUCUGAGGUGGUUCAAUGGUCCAAUCACAGAGUGAUGGAAUGGCUCAGAUCAGUAGACUUAGCGGAAUAUGCACCAAACCUUCGAGGAAGUGGAGUUCACGGUGGUCUCAUUAUCCUUGAACCUCGUUUUAAUGGUGAUACACUGGCAAUGCUUCUCAACAUUCCUCCUCAAAAGACGCUACUGAGACGUCACUUAACAACAAACUUCAACCUGCUCAUUGGAAUAGAGGCACAGCAAGAAAAAAGGGAAAUUGUGGAAUCUACAUCCUAUACGCCUCUGACUACCACUGCUAAAGUGCGGCCAAAGAAACUUGGAUUUUCACAUUUUGGACACUUGAGGAAAAAGAAAUUUGAUGAAUCAACCGAUUACAUUUGUCCCAUUGAUACAUGUGUCAAUGUGACCAAUGGCACCCAGAAGAUCUACAGCGCAUACAAAGUGCACAAUGUCCUUCCUGACAAAGAAUUAGACAAGCUGGAUCAGAUGGAACAUUCAGAAGGAACUGUAAUGCAAAUAGGGGAACUCUCCCAAGGAAUUAACAACCUCACGACUAUGUUAAGCCAAGAUCAAAUGUUGAAUGAUGAUAGAUUUUUGACACCAGCUCUUGAGGACUGGAGAUGAAGACUCAAUGAGAACAAUACCGCCAAUCCCUUGGUUGUCUUAAGAUAUGGCUAGGGCAGGAUGGGUGCUACAUUAAACAAUCUGCUGCUGUUUUUCCACUGAGAUAAUUAAGUGCUAUUUUGAAAACAUAAAUUGGGGCAAAAUCCUUACAGCCUAAUAACACACAGAAAACCUAUGCAAUAUUUUUAGAGAUGGAAAAAUUGAGAUGUAAAUACAUACUUCUAUAUAGGGUAAGCCACUUCCUUGUCAGUGAUGUUUUUGUUUUCUGUACAUUUAAGAUUUCUUUAUGUCCCAAAUUAUUGGAUUUGCGUUAUUUUCUAAUGUGUUCCUGCUCUGAAAGUAUUAAUACAACUGAUGCAAUGAUUUAUUGUUGAUAUAGUGUAUCAAAAUUGAUUUCUUCCCAAGAUAAGUGUGCUAAUUGUUUACUUUGACUACUGAUCCUAAAGCUGGGACAAUGACCCAGUAUUUGAAGAACCAUCUAUCUGUGCAAUCUUCCUACCAUCCUUUGAUCUUGCCAUGUUUUGAGCAAUGCAUGCAAUUAAUCUACAAUAAGAAAACCUUAACAGUGCUAAGAAAAAGAAAAGAUCUUCAUGUUUCUGUAGCCAACAUAUUCUGUAUUGAAUAAUCUAGUAUAGGAAAGGAAAUCCUAUGGAGUUCCCAUAUGAAGUACCCAGAGACCACAUGGACAUUCCUCAGGUUCCUAAAUCAAGAACAAAAAACCGUGCCUCCAGAAGCAUCCAGUGUACAUGUGGAAGGGGAGUAUAGCCUAAAAUAACUUUGCAUACAAUACAUGAACAUACAAACUGCUUCAGGUAAACAUCAGUUUUCUGAAAACUAGAAGUGACUUUAUGGUCAUCUCUAGCUUCACCAGAAGGUGAAAAUGUGGUCCCUCAUGGCUGCCCAUCCAGAUCUAGAAGAUACACCCCAUAUAAAGCCAUAGCUACAAUAUGCUUCAUAAACUCGUAUUACUAUAUAAUAAUUGGGUGUGCCAUAGUUGCAGCUGGAAGGGGCUGCAGCCAAGAACAGAUGAGUUGGGCAGAAGAUGCAUCAUAUUUAUGUCUCCUGACCCAGAAUCCCAGGCAUUAAUGAGAACAUAAAAGAGAGAUGACCAUAAAGAGAACUAGAAUCUGAUUUAUUUCCUCUUUUUUCAGCAAUCCCAUGUGUAUUUGACAAAAGAAGGACAGUUUUUGUUAAGAGCUUUGGAUUCAAGGAGAAGUUACAGCAUCAUAAAAAAGUACAUCACAUAAACCCUAGAAAGAUUUGAUGCAUAAGCACAAGAAACAGUCCUUUUAAUCACAGUUUCAUAAGCCAUGAAACACUACAUUUACAAUGUUUACAGUUUUUUUCUGAUAAUGAUAUCAAGGGUCAAUAUAAAAAGGCAAUGACUUGCCAUCCAGCAAAAUAUAUUGCUUUGCCUGUAACACCACAUUUAAAAUUACUUCUGCUCAACCAAGUAAGAUUAGUCUCCAGCAGAGUUGGUGGGCACUAGGAUAUGAACAUACUAGGGGAAGGUUUGUCCUAUGUUGCAUCAAUGUCCUCCACUUCCUUUUCUAUAACACUGAUGCUCUCUUCCGUUUCACCAGACAAAGCUGCUUUAUAUCUGAAUCUUACUGUUACUUCUUAAAGAAGAUCUUCCAGAUCAAUACGAUUUACAAAUAUGUUGACUCAUCAUUUAUGCAAUUGAUUCAUGCCUAUGUUUCCUCUUUCAAAAGGGAUGGCUGCAGGUUUUUCUGAACUAAUUUACAUAGCAAAUAUUAGCAACUCAAAUAUGGACAUUUUGUAUCUUCUGUAAUCUUCGAUGAUUUUCCCUUCAAAGCCUCUAGCUUGGUAAUUCAAAAUUUGUUAGACAAGGGAACCCUCUGCUGGUGAUACAAAUGUUUGCUCUCACAAAACAUUCCAGGGAUUACUUUCUACGAAAAAGACCAUCCUGAGUUAUCUUCUCAACUUUCAGUGAAGAGAAUUAAUUUAUCAUUGUGUGGAACAAUAAAUCCAGCCCAUCUUUUAGAAUUAAGUAACAAGCCUUUCAUUAUUUAAAUAAAAGAAACAUGUGAAAAUCA
This is a messenger RNA of Anolis sagrei ordinatus, 5257 nucleotides long. Lineage: Eukaryota; Metazoa; Chordata; Lepidosauria; Squamata; Anolidae. The record is from RefSeq and is a predicted model, not a curated record.